CAGUCAGUGGGCAGACACGAAGGUGCAAUGACUUGGAUCGGAGUGCUCAUCGUUGGCCUCACAGCACUUGCUGUCCAGGGCGAAGUGGCGAUAGUGACGAGGGCCGAGUGGAACGCCAAACCGCCGAACGGAACCAUAGACAGCAUGGAAACUCCCAUGCCCCGGGCUGUGAUUGCCCAUACAGCCGGAGGGAGCUGUGCGGAUGAUGUCACAUGCGCCCAGCAGAUGCGAAAUCUGCAGAACUUCCAAAUGUCCAAGCAGAAGUUCUCGGACAUUGGCUACCACUAUCUGAUCGGCGGAAAUGGCAAGGUAUAUGAGGGCAGAAGUCCAAGCCAGAGAGGUGCCUUUGCUGGUCCCAAUAACGAUGGUUCCCUGGGCAUCGCGUUCAUUGGCAACUUUGAGGAGCGGGCGCCCAGCCAAGUGGCCCUGGAUGCCGCCAAGGAGCUGCUGGAGCAGGCGGUCAAACAGGCGCUGUUGGUGGAGGGCUACAAACUACUGGGCCAUUGCCAGGUCAUUGCUACCAGGAGUCCUGGCGAAGCACUGUACACUCUGCUGCAGCAGUGGCCCAAUUGGUCCAAAGAAAUGUGAAAUAUAGAGUGCAUGGCAUAAGGUUUCGACACGUAAAGACCACUCCUUACACAUUUAUUUGUAAAUAUAAUUAUGUAUAAUUUGUUUUUUUUUUGCUUAAAUACGAAUACUAAAAUUUUAAUUUUGUUGAUCUGUUUCCGAUGUACUUCUUCGACUUCGCACAUUUUUGUCAGCUGCCGCCUUUUAUUUUUGUUUCCAGACCCGUUUCAUAAGCAGGCCGCUCCCCAGGAGCAGUGCACUGGGCCACAAUAGAGAUUUGAGACAUCACAUAGCAUCGUUCACCGAACCGGAACUUCCGCAAGAAACUAAGCUAACUAUACAGAACCCUAGAUGAAGCACGGAACGCAGAUGGAACGAACGUGAACGUAAUCAUAAAUGCUGCCGUUUCCAUAGGCUUCUCCUUGCCACCCGCCAGUUCGACUCGACAAUUCAUCAAAAUAUUUACACAGACGUGGGAAACCCAAGAAUUAAUAUUUCCACGAAAGAACUUCGUAAACUUGUCUCUACCGAGCGAACAAACCUGAUAC
Drosophila erecta is the source of this 1115-nucleotide messenger RNA. It is a transcript of the gene PGRP-SD, whose product is annotated as peptidoglycan-recognition protein SD. Gene Ontology annotation, biological process: innate immune response; peptidoglycan catabolic process. The record is from RefSeq and is a predicted model, not a curated record. The coding region runs from base 28 to 588 and encodes 186 amino acids. Gene Ontology annotation, molecular function: peptidoglycan binding; zinc ion binding; N-acetylmuramoyl-L-alanine amidase activity. NCBI's taxonomy places the organism in Eukaryota, Metazoa, Arthropoda, Insecta, Diptera, Drosophilidae. The transcript has 3 exons.